Molecule: messenger RNA, 2257 nt
Organism: Vigna angularis (adzuki bean)
Lineage: Eukaryota; Viridiplantae; Streptophyta; Magnoliopsida; Fabales; Fabaceae
Product: pentatricopeptide repeat-containing protein At3g26782, mitochondrial
Exons: 2
Coding region: 129-2135 (668 amino acids)
Biological process (GO): RNA modification
Molecular function (GO): zinc ion binding; RNA binding; protein binding
Source: RefSeq, a predicted model, not a curated record
UUUGUAUAUUUUCCCACUCAAUAAUUUGGAGAUUCAAAUGCAAUACGCAGAACCCGCAUUCUGAACUGUAAGUAAAUCACCUUCGAUUAUCAAUGCCUGGGACGUGAAGCAAGUUCAAAUCACAUUGCAUGGAAACAACAACACUGACGAUGACUCGGUUAGUGUUCAGAACAACACCAUCAACCGCACGUCGCAAACGUGCUUAUUCCACAUGGCAGACCAAUACCGCGAACCUUACGAGCAUGUUCGGCAAAUACGUGGACAAAACCAGCGUCUCUAGCUGGAACACCGUCAUCGCUGACCUCGCUCGAAGCGGCGAUUUCAUGGAAGCUCUCAGCGCAUUUUCCUCCAUGCGCAAGCUCUCUCUACAUCCCAACCGCUCCACCUUCCCAUGUGCCAUCAAGGCCUGUGCCGCACUCUCCGACCUCCGCGCCGGCGUGCAGAUCCACCAGCAGGCGUUCGCAUUUGGGUUCGGCCACGACCUCUUCGUCUCCGCCGCGCUCGUCGACAUGUACUCCAAAUGCGGCUUCCCUGACCUCGCGCGCUACCUUUUCGACGAAAUUCCCAGCCGAAACGUCGUUUCGUGGACAUCCAUGAUUGCAGGCUACAUCCGAAACGACCGCGCCCAGGAAGCCGUUUGCCUCUUUAAGGAGUUGUUGGCGGAGGACAGUGGGAGUGCGGAAUCUGAGUAUGAGGCUUUCGUGGAUUCCAUGCUUGUGGGGUGUGUUCUUUCGGCGUGUUCGCGGGUGGGGUGGAGGAGUGCGACUGAAGGGGUUCAUGGGUUGGUGGUCAAGAGGGGGUUUGAGGGGUGUGUGGGUGUUGGGAAUACUUUGAUGGAUGCUUAUGCCAAGUGUGGAGAAAUGGGGGUGGCGAGGAAAGUGUUUGAUGGAAUGCAUGAGAGUGAUGUCUGCUCUUGGAACUCUAUAAUUUCUCAGUAUGCGCAGAAUGGGUUGUCAGCUGAGGCUUUCUGUGUUUUUGCUGACAUGGUGAAGAGUGGCAAUGUUAAAUAUAACGAGGUGACAUUGUCUGCGGUGUUGUUGGCCUGCGCGAAUUCAGGAGCUUUGCAGCUGGGAAAGUGCAUACAUGACCAGGUUAUAAAGAUGGAUAUGGAGGAUAGUGUGGUUGUAGGUACAUCUAUAGUGGAUAUGUACUGCAAAUGUGGGAGAGUUGAGAUGGCUAGGAAGGCAUUUGACCGCAUGAACAUGAAGAAUGUUAAGUCAUGGACUGCUAUGGUUGCUGGUUACGGAAUGCAUGGCCGUGCAAAAGAGGCAAUGGAAGUCUUCUACGAGAUGAUAAGGUCUGGAGACAAGCCGAAUUACAUUACUUUUGUGUCAGUUUUAGCUGCAUGCAGCCAUGCUGGUUUGUUAAAAGAAGGCCGGCAUUGGUUUAAUAGAAUGAAAAGUGAAUUUAAUGUUGAACCGGGUAUUGAGCACUAUUCUUGCAUGGUUGAUCUCCUCGGGCGUGCUGGCUAUCUUAAUGAGGCUUAUCGUUUGAUCCUGGAAAUGAAGGUGAAACCUGAUUUUAUAAUCUGGGGUUCCCUUCUUGGGGCUUGUAGGAUUCAUAAAAAUGUGGAACUUGGGGAGAUCUCUGCUAAAAAACUAUUUCAGUUAGAUCCAAGUAGUUGUGGGUACUAUGUUCUACUCUCUAAUAUUUAUGCUGAUGCUGGAAGGUGGGAUGAAGUUGAGAGGAUGAGGAUAUUGAUGAAGAGUCGUGGGUUGCUUAAAACCCCUGGAUAUAGUAUAGUAGAGCUCAAGGGUAGGGUACAUGUAUUCUUAGUUGGAGACAAAGAACAUCCUCAACAUGAGAAGAUUUAUGAGUACCUAGACAAAUUAAAUGUCAAGCUGCAAGCACUUGGGUAUAUGCCAAAUUUGACCUCAGUUCUUCAUGAUGUUGAUGAGGAAGAGAAAGGAAUGGUUCUAAGAGUUCAUAGUGAGAAACUAGCAGUUUGCUUUGGAAUCAUGAAUUCAGUUCCUGGGUCAGUGAUCCAUAUCAUAAAAAAUCUUAGAAUUUGUGGUGACUGCCACAUUGCAAUUAAAUUUAUUUCCAAAGCAGUAAAUCGAGAAAUUGUUGUCAGAGAUUCUAAGCGGUUUCAUCAUUUUAAGGAUGGUAUGUGUUCAUGUGGGGACUACUGGUGACAGCAAUUGAAAUAGUGGUAGCCAAAAUCUAUGGUGUAGGUUGUGCAUUAUUUAUUCAUCUUACUAGCCAGACAUGGAGCUAUGAAAGUGCAUAUCUAUCUUAAAUACACUGUUUAAUUUGA